ACAGCAUGGCCCCAGCCUGCCAGGUCCCAGGGGCAGCCCUGCCAGCCCCCCAGGYUGGCCAGCAUAGACUCUCAUGCACCAUGAAGUACCCUCUGGUGCCCCUGGUGAAUAACCUCACAUUCUCUUUCCUGGUGUUCUGGCUCUGCCUGCCCGUGGGUUUGCUGCUGUUCUUGUUGAUCAUCUGGUUGCGCUUCUUACUUAACCAAGAUUCAGAGGAAAAUGCUUCAGAUUUAUAUCUCAACUGGGAGCCCUGGAGCCAAGGGCCAGCUGAGUUUUGCUGGAAGGGGCCACUCCAUGACCCAGAAGAGGAGGGGCUCUACUGGUCAGCCUGCUCUACCAGGUCCAGCCAUACACUCGCUUCCGGCUUGCUUGUCUCAGAUUGAGCUGGGCCACAGCAAUGACCAAAGUGGACAGGAGAGACUCACCUGGGAGAGGAGAGGACUCUGGCAACUGAGGAGCCUCCCUGGGACCCCCAACCUAUCUCCUCCCCAGUUAGACCCACGAAACCUCCAGAGGAGCCAGCGCUUCUCCAUCAUCCCAGAUGACCUCCUGGCCUUGGAGGGAGGAGCUGGAACCAGUGAAGACGGUGUGAGCAGGCGCAGUGGCCAGGUGGACAGAGGAGGUCCCAGGGCAGGGCCGGGCUGG
Urocitellus parryii (Arctic ground squirrel) is the source of this 645-nucleotide messenger RNA. RefSeq names its product adipogenin (gene Adig). Gene Ontology annotation, biological process: white fat cell differentiation; brown fat cell differentiation. Gene Ontology annotation, cellular component: lipid droplet; nucleus; cytoplasm. The record is from RefSeq and is a predicted model, not a curated record. NCBI's taxonomy places the organism in Eukaryota, Metazoa, Chordata, Mammalia, Rodentia, Sciuridae.